AUGAAAGUCAAGAAAUUAAAGAUGGAGCUUUCCAAAGUUGAAGAUUUUUCCAAAAUGAGUGUUGGACUAGAGCAAUAUAUGACGCCACCAGACAUAGCCGCAUCCAUGAUUAGCAUCAUCCACUCUACAUAUGAUGACAUUGAGGGAAAGUCCAUUUUGGACCUAUGCUGUGGGACCGGAAUGCUAUCUUUUGCUUGCAGCUACUUCUCACCAUCAUACAUCCUUGGAGUUGACUUAUGUCCUUUGGCUCUGUCGGUAUUCAAACAGAACAAUCUUAAGUUUAAAGCUAAUGUAGAUCUUUUAAGGUGCUCUAUAGACGAUCUUACCUUCAUCAAUGAGAAGUUUGACACAGCAGUAAUCAAUCCUCCAUUUGGCACAAAGAUAAAACAUGCCGACAUAAAGGCUGUUGACAAGGCCUUAGAACUCUGUGACGUUGUAUAUUCCCUCCAUAAGACAAGCACUAGAGAAUAUAUAGUUGCGAGAUAUCCAAGUGCCGAGGUUUUGGCAAAGAUUAAGUAUGAACUUCCAAGAAGACAUGAUUUCCACAAGAAGGACAAGAAAAUUGUCGAGGUGGAUUUUGUUAGGAUUCUGAAGAGAAAAGAAACGGAUUCUGCUUCCAGCGUUAUUUAUUAG
Molecule: messenger RNA, 633 nt
Organism: Encephalitozoon intestinalis ATCC 50506
Lineage: Eukaryota; Fungi; Microsporidia; Unikaryonidae
Product: putative methyltransferase
Exons: 1
Coding region: 1-633 (210 amino acids)
Biological process (GO): methylation
Molecular function (GO): methyltransferase activity; nucleic acid binding
Source: RefSeq, a predicted model, not a curated record